GGCAAGCUAUGUGGAAACUCAACGUUUUUUUAGCGAUUUGCCUCGUGGCCGCAGAGGCGAUCCCGCGCAAGGAAAGGAUAGUAGGAGGUUCAAUCGUAAGUAUCACCCAAUAUCCCUUCGCUGCGGUUCUUUUGGUGUCUACAAAUAAUGCGGCCUUCCGGCAAGACUGCGGUGGUAUGAUCUUGAACAACAGAUCCAUCUUGUCAGCGUCUCACUGUUGGGUAGGUAAGGUCGCCACUACGUUCAGGGUUCGAGUUGGAUCUACCUUCGCGAACAGCGGUGGCGCAACGCACAACGUGGCCAGGCAUAUAACCCAUCCGCAAUAUAACGUUGGGACGUUCAUGAACAACGAUGUUGGCAUAGUGAGGUUGGCUACCGCCAUUGUGUUAGGAGGCUACGUUCGGGCGGGGUCGAUCGCUGGACCCAAUUACCACGUCGCUGACAACACAAACGUUUGGUCGAUCGGAUGGGGUCUUAUGUCUUGGGGCGGACAGCUCUCUGAGGAACUUCGCCAUGUUCAACUCAGGAUAACCAACCAAGCUGAAUGCCAAAGGGUUUACGGUUUCAAUAGCAUCAAUGCCAACAUGAUCUGUGCUGGAUGGCACACCGAUGGUCGGGGUUCCUGCACAGCUGAUUCUGGCGGACCCCUUCUCCAUAACAGUGUAGCUGUAGGCAUCACCUCCUUCGGUACUGGAUGCGGUGAAGCUAGAUGGCCAGGCGUCUACGCAAGGGUUUCGAGAUACGCCAGUUGGAUUCAAUCGAAUUCUUAAUUAAUGAAUAAAUACUAUACUUGUCUC
Pararge aegeria (speckled wood butterfly) is the source of this 797-nucleotide messenger RNA. Its product is annotated as trypsin CFT-1-like. The transcript is spliced from 4 exons. Lineage: Eukaryota; Metazoa; Arthropoda; Insecta; Lepidoptera; Nymphalidae. Gene Ontology annotation, biological process: proteolysis. Gene Ontology annotation, molecular function: serine-type endopeptidase activity. Bases 9 to 770 code for a protein of 253 amino acids. The record is from RefSeq and is a predicted model, not a curated record.